UCGAAGUGUGUUAAAUACACGAGUUUAGUAUGACCAUAAUUACAUACUGCUUUAUAACAAUGCAAUAACUAUAAAAUAAUUAUAAUCACUCAAGUAUAAAGUUGAAUGUAUGGAUGUCAAUAUCAUAAGUUGAUAAAGCUUUUCAUACCGCAUGUAACAAUGAAACAAAAAUUUUUGUUGUAAAUUUAAAAGUUUGAAAAUAUAACCUCUUUAAUCUUUGGAAGAAACAUACGAAUGUCAACAUCAUACGACUCUGACGUAUGAAAAAUGUGAUCUCACCGGCAAAGUUGUAUGUAAUGUUGUAAACAUUUCAUUUGAGAAGAAACUGUAUGUAAUGGAAAAUCAUUCCGUUCGUAUAAAUUACGCGUUAACACCUCGUGACACAGAACAACCAUUAAUACAUGACAGUGAAACUAAUUCAUAUGAAGAAAAUAUUAAGAAACACGAGGAAACGACCGUAACAAAUGAAGCUAUGGGUAGUUCUUUCUAUCCGAAAGCUAUGUUAUUUCUAGUAUUAUGGUAUCUUAUUAGCGGAUGUACUUUAUUUUUAAAUAAAUACAUAUUAUCAUAUAUGGAGGGAAAUCCUACAAUUUUGGGUGCUUGUCAAAUGUUAAUGACUACAAUUUGUGGAUUUAUUCAAAUGUAUUUUCCAUGUGGAAUGUACAAAGCACGUCCCAGAUUAAUGAGACCAGCAGGAUUUUAUAAACAUAUGAUAUUGGUUGGAUGUACAAGGUUUACAACUGUAGUAUUAGGAUUAGUAUCACUUAAUUAUGUAGCAGUCAGUUUCACAGAAACUAUUAAAAGUAGCGCACCACUUUUUACCGUCCUUAUUAGCAGAUAUUUAUUAGGGGAACACACAGGGUUAUAUGUAAAUUUAUCUUUAAUUCCUUUAAUGGGUGGUUUAGCCCUAUGUUCAAUAAAUGAAAUUAGUUUUGACCUUAGGGGAUUUAUUGCUGCUAUGGCUACAAAUGUAACAGAAUGUUUACAAAAUGUUUAUUCCAAAAUAUUAAUCAGUGGUGAUAAUUUUAGGUAUACGCCUGCGGAACUGCAAUUCUAUACUAGUUUAGCAUCAAUUGUGGUACAAAUACCAGUAUUGAUUUUAUUUGUAGAUUUACCAACUCUUGAGCAUUCAUUGAGUUUUAAACUAUUCACAGCAUUCCUACUUAAUGGAGUGUUCUUCCAUUUUCAAAGUAUUACAGCAUAUGUACUCAUGAAUUAUAUUAGUCCUGUGACACAUAGUGUUGUUAAUACAGCAAAAAGAGCAUCUUUAAUCUGGCUCUCUGUUUUACUAUUUAAUAAUCCAGUAACUGGUUUAUCAGCUAUGGGAACAUCUUUAGUAAUAAUAGGAGUAUUGUUGUAUAAUCGAGCACAAGAGUAUGAUAAACUAAACAAAGCUAAAUUACGAUACAACUCUAAAGUUAAUUUACAGUAAUUACAAUAUUAUUUAUUAAAAUUUUAUAUUUAAUAAAAAUAGGCGUUUGCAUUAAUGUAAUGAAUAAUGAACAAAUUUAGUAUUAAUUUUUAUAACAGUAUUUUAUU
Molecule: messenger RNA, 1539 nt
Organism: Frieseomelitta varia
Lineage: Eukaryota; Metazoa; Arthropoda; Insecta; Hymenoptera; Apidae
Product: solute carrier family 35 member E2A-like
Exons: 5
Coding region: 335-1432 (365 amino acids)
Cellular component (GO): Golgi apparatus
Molecular function (GO): antiporter activity
Source: RefSeq, a predicted model, not a curated record